GCAAUUGUACUUUGUUUUCGAUUGCACUUCACGAAAGAUAAUAUCACCAAUAACACAGCAGCAGCUACAGUCCGACAGGUAGUUACUGUUGUGUUUGAAAGAGUGGUUGCUGAAGAUGAGCGAUACAAAGAUGCUGUGGAACAGCCAGUUGCAGUUCAAGGAAACAGUAACAGAAGAUCGGUCAGUACGCUGAAGCCGUGUGCUAAAGAUGCAUAUAUGCUUUUUCAGGAUCUUUGCCAGUUAGUUAAUGCUGAUGCUCCCUACUGGCUCGUGGGUAUGACAGAAAUGACCCGAACGUUUGGACUUGAACUUCUUGAGUCUGUCCUCAAUGACUUCCCGCAAGUGUUUUUAGAGCAUCAAGAAUUCAGUUUUCUCCUUAAAGAAAGGGUAUGCCCUCUUGUUAUAAAGCUCUUCUCCCCAAAUAUCAAAUUCAGACAAGGUUCCAGCACAUCAUCUUCCCCAGCACCAGUGGAAAAACCUUACUUCCCUAUCUGUAUGCGUUUGCUGAGAGUAGUUUCUGUUUUGAUUAAGCAGUUUUACAGUUUACUGGUAACGGAAUGUGAAAUCUUUCUGUCUCUGCUGGUUAAGUUUCUGGAUGCAGACAAACCACAGUGGCUAAGAGCUGUCGCAGUAGAAUCUAUUCAUAGGCUUUGUGUGCAGCCUCAGCUAUUAAGGUCCUUUUGUCAGUCCUAUGAUAUGAAGCAACAUUCCACUAAAGUUUUCCGAGAUAUUGUGAAUGCACUGGGGUCCUUCAUACAGUCACUAUUUCUUGUAACAAGCACAGGGAACACAUCAGCAGCACCAAAUCAAGCAGGAAGCAACGUGUCGGGCAGCGCGGGCUCAGCACAAGCUGCGCCAGGAGUGCUUGGAAUGGGAGGGGGCGCAACUGUGUUACCUGCCUUUGAGUACAGAGGUACCUGGAUACCCAUCCUGAACGUAACAGUACAAGGAAGUGCUAAAGCUACCUAUUUGGAAAUGCUGGACAAAGUAGAGCCACCUACAAUUCCUGAGGGCUAUGCCAUGUCAGUAGCAUUUCACUGUUUGCUGGAUCUUGUCCGUGGUAUCACAACAAUGAUUGAAGGAGAGUUGGGAGAGGCUGAAACAGUUGGUCAGAUCACAGCAGAGGCAACCUCAUCACCAGCACACUCCUCGGAGCAGCAGGAUUUGCAGUCUGCAUCUGAUCAAUCGGAGAAAGACCUAGUUAGCAGAGCUGUCUGGGAAGAAAUGGUGAAUGCAUGUUGGUGUGGUCUUCUUGCUGCAUUAUCCCUCCUGCUUGACGCAAGCACUGAUGAAGCUGCCACUGAAAAUAUUUUAAAAGCAGAAUUGACCAUGGCUGCGCUUUGUGGAAGAUUAGGUCUCGUCACGUCAAGAGAUGCCUUUAUCACCGCCAUUUGCAAAGGGUCCUUGCCUCCUCACUAUGCCCUUACUGUAUUGAACAGCACAACUGCAGCUCUCUCGAGCAAAUCAUAUUCUAUUCAGGGACAGAAUGUUCAAAUGAUCAGUCCCUCAAGCGAGUCUCAUCAGCAAGUUGUAGCAGUAGGUCAGCCCUUAGCCCUUCAGCCCCAGGGAACAGUGAUGCUGACUUCAAAAAAUAUCCAGUGCAUGAGGACAUUACUCAACUUAGCCCACUGCCAUGGAGCUGUUCUUGGUACAUCGUGGCAGCUUGUCCUGGCUACUCUUCAGCAUCUUGUGUGGAUUCUGGGAUUGAAGCCAGGUGUUGGGGGUGCCUUAAAACCCGGCAGAGCUGUGGAAGGGCCCAGUACAGUUCUUACUACAGCAGUUAUGACUGAUCUGCCAGUUAUAUCCAACAUACUUUCAAGGCUGUUUGAAAGCUCACAGUAUCUUGAUGAUGUGUCCUUACAUCACUUAAUAAAUGCCCUUUGCUCCUUGUCUCUGGAAGCCAUGGAUAUGGCCUAUGGAAACAAUAAGGAGCCAUCGCUUUUUGCUGUCGCUAAAUUACUGGAAACGGGACUAGUUAACAUGCACAGGAUUGAGAUUCUUUGGAGACCUCUUACUGGCCAUCUUCUGGAGAAGGUCUGUCAGCAUCCAAACUCCAGAAUGAGAGAAUGGGGAGCAGAAGCUUUAACUUCUCUUAUUAAAGCAGGACUGACGUUCAGCCAUGAUCCACCUUUAUCACAAAAUCAGAGACUGCAGCUACUUUUAUUAAAUCCACUGAAGGAGCUGUCAAACAUCAGUCACCCUGAUAUCAGGAUUAAGCAGUUGGAAUGUGUGCUACAGAUUUUGCAAAGCCAGGGUGACAGCUUGGGGCCCGGUUGGCCACUGGUGCUCGGAGUCAUGGGGGCGAUCCGAAGUGAUCAGGGAGAGUCCUUAAUACGAACUGCAUUCCAGUGUCUUCAGUUGGUUGUGACAGACUUUCUUCCAACAAUGCCAUGUACUUGUCUGCAGAUAGUUGUUGAAGUUGCAGGAAGCUUUGGACUUCACAAUCAAGAGCUAAAUAUUAGCUUAACUUCAAUUGGUUUGUUGUGGAAUAUUUCAGAUUAUUUUUUCCAAAGAGGUGAAAUAAUUGAAAAGGAGCUAAACAAAGAAGAAGCAGUUUUGCAGAAGCAGGCAGAGGAAAAGGGAGUGAUGCUGAAUAGACCGUUUCAUCCCGCGCCGCCGUUUGAUUGUCUCUGGUUGUGUCUCUAUGCCAAACUCGGGGAGCUCUGCGUGGAUCCCCGCCCCGCAGUCAGGAAGAGUGCUGGGCAGACCUUGUUUUCCACCAUUGCUGCGCACGGAACUUUGCUGCAGCAUUCGACGUGGCACACGGUGAUAUGGAAGGUUUUAUUUCACCUGUUGGAUAGGGUUCGAGAAUCUUCUACCACAGCUGACAAAGAGAAGAUUGAAUCAGGAGGAGGCAACAUCCUCAUCCAUCAUUCAAGGGAUACAGCUGAGAAACAGUGGGCUGAGACAUGGGUAUUAACCCUGGCUGGAGUCGCAAGAAUAUUUAACACCAGGAGAUACUUAUUGCAGCCUUUAGGAGACUUUUCCCAAGCCUGGGAUGUUCUUCUUGAUCAUAUCCAAUCAGCAGCACUCAGCAAAAAUAACGAAGUUUCCUUGGCUGCUCUGAAAAGCUUCCAGGAAAUCUUGCAGAUUGUUUCUCCUGUCCGAGACUCCGAGAAGCCCGACACGCCACCCGCUAUCAACGUUUCUGUGCCUGUGGUUGUGGGGACAACAACUGCCACUAGUCUUGGCAGAUCCUUCAUGAGAACUGACUCCAUAGGCGAAAGAAUUGGAAAAUAUAAUGGAUCUGAACCCCCUAUAAUAACAGAUGAAAUUGAAGAUUUGAAUCUUUGGUGGGCAGCCUGGAACAGCUGGUACAGGAUUGGCUCAGAAAGUACAAAGCCUCCAAUUACUUGUGAUAAAUUGACUUUCAUUCCCAGUCAGCCUUUUCUUACAGCUUUAAUUCAGAUAUUCCCAGCUCUUUACCAACACAUCAAAACUGGUUUCAGCAUGGAUGAUCUCCAAAAGCUGGGUGUCAUUUUACACGGCGCCGUUUCAGUUCCCAUCAGCUCUGAUGCUUCUCCUUUCAUCCUUCCAUCCUACACCGAAGCAGUUUUGACAAGUUUACAGGAAGCAGCGCUUACAGCCUUAGAUGUUUUACAAAAGGCUAUAUGCAUGGGCUCAGAGAAUAUGCAGAUAAUGUACCCUGCAAUCUUUGAUCAGCUUUUGGCAUUUGUAGAGUUUUCCUGUAAGCCCCCACAGUAUGGACAGUUGGAAACCAAACAUAUUGCCAAUGCAAAGUAUAAUCAGAUACAACUAUUUGCACCGGCUGAAUGGGUAGCAUUGAAUUAUGUACCGUUUGCAGAGAGAUCAUUGGAAGUUGUUGUAGACUUGUAUCAAAAGACUGCUUGCCAUAAAGCUGUGGUGAAUGAGAAGGUUCUUCAGAACGUUAUUAAG
This is a messenger RNA of Tinamus guttatus (white-throated tinamou), 3897 nucleotides long. The record is from RefSeq and is a predicted model, not a curated record. NCBI's taxonomy places the organism in Eukaryota, Metazoa, Chordata, Aves, Tinamiformes, Tinamidae.